AUGAAGACGAUUAACACAUCCCACUUAGUGAAGGUUCCUGACAAUGUGACUGUUACUGUGAGGUCACGCAAUGUUACUGUCAAAGGACCAAGGGGAGUCCUAGUUCGCAGCUUCCGCCACCUGCCAGUUGACAUUUCAUUGUCAGCUCCCAAAAUCCUGAAGGUGGAAAAAUGGUUUGGGAAGCACAAAGAGUUGGCUGCUGUCAACACUGUGUGCUCUCAUGUUCAGAACAUGAUCAAAGGAGUCACUGUGGGAUUCCUAUACAAGAUGCGUGCCGUGUAUGCUCACUUCCCCAUCAACGUAGUCGUCUCUAAUUCCAACACCAAGGUUGAGAUCAAGAACUUCUUGGGUGAAAAGUACACGCGCCAUGUUGACAUGUUGAAGGGAGUUUCAUUCAGGGCAUCUGGCAACAAGGAUGAGUUUAUCCUGGAGGGGAAUGACAUUGAAUUGGUCUCCAGAUCAGCUGCCCUUAUCCAGCAGUCAACAGCUGUGAAGAAGAAGGAUAUCCGUAAAUUUUUGGAUGGUAUCUACGUGUCUGAGAAGACAACUGUUGUUCAGGCCUAG
This is a messenger RNA of Candidula unifasciata, 564 nucleotides long. The record is from the annotation of a GenBank genome assembly. NCBI's taxonomy places the organism in Eukaryota, Metazoa, Mollusca, Gastropoda, Stylommatophora, Geomitridae.